AUGGCAGGAAAAGGAGGUAGUAAAAAUGCUGAACCAAGGGCACCUGAGGGACUGAGGAGCGACCGAGGACGAGCCAACUUCGGCCGCGAACGUGAACAGCACCAGGGACCUCCAAAGCCACCCUCCCCCGCUCGUACAAUCCAAAUGAUCGUCAGCAGAGGUGACAAGGCAGCGAUCAACCAUGUGAAGUUCACCACUACACACAAACUCGAGCGGUCAAUCACUCACGAACAGUACGAUGACCUCGAAGACAGUAUCAUCUUCGAUAAAUCGGAUACUGACGGUUUGACUUUCCCUCAUUUCGACGCUCUUGUUAUUACUUUACGUAUUUCAGAUACUGAUGUGAAAAGAGUAAUGGUAGACGGCGGAAGCGGCGCGUGUAUUAUCCACCCUCGAGUCCUCAUACAGAUGAGACUCGAAGACAAGAUAGUACCGCGUUGCAUAACACUAACGGGUUUUAAUAAUGCAGUUGAGCGAACCUCUGGAGAGAUAACGCUACGCGUUCUGGCUGGGGGCGUCACCCUAGAAACAACGUUCCAUAUCAUAGACCAAGAUACAGCUUACAACGCUAUCAUUGGGCGGCCAUGGAUACACGCCAUGAGGGUCAUCCCGUCAAGCCUAUAUCAAGUAAUCAAGUUCCCUACUCCACGGGGAAUAUUCAGCAUCUGA
Molecule: messenger RNA, 669 nt
Organism: Nicotiana attenuata
Lineage: Eukaryota; Viridiplantae; Streptophyta; Magnoliopsida; Solanales; Solanaceae
Exons: 1
Coding region: 1-669 (222 amino acids)
Source: RefSeq, a predicted model, not a curated record